GGAGCAGCUGAAGCCACAGGCGCAAAACUUAAAAUCGAAUGGCUUAGAGAAUGCUAUGAUGUGAAAAUGAUUUCUCCAUUGGCAAUGCGUUAUCUGUUCCAUGAUUCCCAAAAAUUUGGAACAAAAUCCCCUUCAGAGGAACAACAAUCUUUAAUUUCAUUCGGUACUACCGAUCAAGGAAAUGUAACAUAUGUAGUCCCAGGAAUUCAUCCGGUCUUUACCAUUUUUGAAUCUCCUAGUAAAGUUAGAAAUCAUACUCUUGAAUUUGCUAAGCAGGCAAGAACUAAAUUUGCUCAUGAAAAAACGUUAGAGGCUACAAAGAGUAUGACAUUAGUUGGAUUAGAUAUUUUAAUUGAUGAUAAAUUUUGUAAAGAAGUUAAGAAAAGUUUCGAAACUUAA
Molecule: messenger RNA, 399 nt
Organism: Dentiscutata heterogama
Lineage: Eukaryota; Fungi; Glomeromycota; Glomeromycetes; Diversisporales; Gigasporaceae
Source: the annotation of a GenBank genome assembly